AUGAGUGCCGAAAACUUCUACCGAAUGAUGAUUUUACUGGAAGAACCCUUGCCAGACUCCGGUUCCGACAGCAAAAGACAAAACGCAACUCACGACUUCGUUGACGAGUUAGUCCUACCGAUACAAGUUGAUGAACUAGACCUCCUAAACACCUGGUUUGACAAAUUUGAUGAGCAAAUUUCCAUACCCAACGAAGGCUUAUUAAAAUACGAAAUUAGCAGCGACGGGCUCAUAGUCUUGAUACUAGACAAGAAAAUUAGCCACGUUGUAGAGGACGUAAAGAAGUUCCUACACGAAAAUCCUAUAAACAAUGAAGAGGAAUAA
This is a messenger RNA of Eremothecium sinecaudum, 324 nucleotides long. RefSeq lists its product as uncharacterized. Bases 1 to 324 code for a protein of 107 amino acids. The transcript has a single exon. NCBI's taxonomy places the organism in Eukaryota, Fungi, Ascomycota, Saccharomycetes, Saccharomycetales, Saccharomycetaceae. The record is from RefSeq and is a predicted model, not a curated record.